Molecule: messenger RNA, 2355 nt
Organism: Chara braunii
Lineage: Eukaryota; Viridiplantae; Streptophyta; Charophyceae; Charales; Characeae
Source: the annotation of a GenBank genome assembly
GGCUAUAGUAGAGGGUCUGGCCUGUCCAUGGUGUGGUGCGAGACCGCGCACCGUACAAAAGGGGAUUCCGGGAGGUAUUCCGCACCGCUGGCAUUCUAUCGCGACGGCUCCAAAGGCACCGUCUGUGCAUGGUCUCGUCGUCUCAGGCCUAGUCAUCCGCUUCGACGCUACGAUCGGCGGGUUUGGGCUCUGCGGGCAUCCACGUCCUCCUGCAUCCACGACAGCCAAGCGGCGUGCCAUCGGACUGGUCCUUCGUCCACAGCAGCGAAGCGACGCAUCAUCAUCGUCGUCCGUCGGCAAGGUGCCCGUCAUCGACCUCCCACCGCUCCUUCAUUCGCGUCGUCCACGUGGUCCUUCGCCCACGUCAGCCAAGCGCCGCAGCUGUUUGCAUUCGGCACGCACUUCUUUGUGGACAACAUGGCACCGCGCGGCGCUUCAGGGAAGGCGAAAAGAAACAGCGGACCGGGCGACAGUGGGGAGACCCAAAAAGGCAGAGGGCACGUGCCGAAGUCGAAAAGGCCGCGCUUCGAUGACGACAGCUCCGAACAUAGUGGGGAUUUGCACGGCGAGGAAGAGUCGAUGGUGGAUGCAGAAGGGGCGGACGUCAUGAAGCGAUUGGGGCUUGGGUGGGACGGGGUGUCGAGGGAGCAGUUGGCCGCUCUAAAGCAAGGCUUGGUCGGUGGUGUCGCCGUCUCGUUGGCACGAACCCCGAAGGCGGCAGGGAUUGUCAUGACGGACGCGCGUGUGGCGAGACAAGUUCCGCCAAAGGUCGGGCAGGUGGCGCCACGUCAGUCAAUCCCCGCGCUACAGGCGGGGACUUUUGGGGUGGGAAAAACACCGUCCGCGCAAAAGGUUGACACGACGGCGGGCGGUGGUCGGACGGUGGCGGCGGAUAACACCACCGGGAGCGGAGUCGCAGAGGGUGCGGAAGAGGGGAGGGACGAUGACGUCCGCCACGAUGAUGCGAGGAAGGAUGCUAGGGGGGGGGCGAUGAUGACGACGACCGGACCGGGGAAGCCAUUGAGGGAGGCGGUAGGCGAUUGCACGGACUACUUCGUCGCCAUCGCCAACGGGGAUGCAGGAGCGGAACCGCCUUCGAUGCUGGUAAUGCCGCCGAAUGAUGUGCCGCGCUUCAAGAUCGACGACCCUGUGCAGCGUGAACCGGCUCUGCGCAGAGCGCGCAACGUGGAGAAAGUGGUGUUGUGUGCCAUCCACGGUUGGAUCUUCAAAUCGUCGUCGAGGUCGACAGGCUUCGCUCGUGCAAAAUCGUAUGUGACAGUGGACUUCGCAAAAGAUGUCGCGCAAGCAGUCUGGCAGACUUUAGAAUGGUCGAAAGUCGUUUCCCCUGCCCUUGUCUACCACACACUGGCGAUGAAGAUGGACGUGCCUUUGUGGUUCGCCGGAGUGAAGAUUGUGGAUAGGCCCGAAGACGACGACGUGGCGGCGCGGCAGGAGGUGACAGUUCUUCGCCUGGCAGACUGCUGGACAGAUGCAGUUUGGUGCGGGCAAUGGGCGGAUGGUGGCCGCGUGAAACAGGAUAGGUUGACGCGCCUUGCGGAUUGUCUUCGAGUUUUGUUGAGCGCGUGCAUGUGGAUCAUGCGGAUGGGCGGUGACGACGACGGCUCGCACUACGAGGCAUCAUUCUACGCAUCCAUGGUCACCAAACCAACACUCAUAGCGGCGGGCUCCUACAUCUUCAAUUGGCGGCGGCACGUCGUUGACACCGCCAACCUCAUCUUGGAUCGUUUGGGGAAGGCCCACCUCACGCUGGGAGAUUGCCCGCAUUGCAUCCCUGAAUGGGCCGAUUGCGGGUUGGUUUUCGGUCACAACGCGGCCCUCAAGAAUGCAGCGGAAGCAGCAAAACACGGGUGGAUCGGCAGCGACCCACUGGCGGAUGACGAUGGCGAUAACGAGAAGUGACACGUGGUUCAUUCGCAAGGCCGCGGCGGGAUGGGGGCGGGKGGGGGGAUUGAUGGUGGCGGGGGGGGUGGAAGUUGGACUCCUGUUUUCGAAUUCCGCGUCAAUAUUCAUUUGUGGAAGGAAUGUAUGUAAUUGAAGUCUUAUUUUAUGUGUGAGAAUUGUGUACUCGCAUGUCCGUGAUUUGUCGCUCAAAGUUGGUUUUGUUGUCUUUCGUGUGGAUGUAUCAUGUAUGGAAUGCGUUAAUAGCGAUUGUCGUGUCCUUCACAGCUUUUGCUUCUGCAAGCGGCCCUUCGUCGGAUGUGUGAAAAGUCUGCGUCCAUAUCAUCGCCCGCACCUGCGAAAACGGGAACGACAAAAAAAACAGGACGAGAGAAACGAACCUGGCCACGCACUGUCACCACGCAUUUGCUAAAAGAACAAAAUUGAAAACCAUAG